AUGCAAUUUGGGAAUGACUGUGUAUUGGGUUAUUGGCCAGCCUUCUUGUUUUCGCACCUUGCCGAUAGUGCAUCAAUGAUUGAGUGGGGAGGAGAGGUGGUGAACUCAGCAUCAGAUGGGCAACACACCACCACCCAAAUGGGCAGUGGCCAUUUCCCUGAAGAAGGGUUUGGCAAAGCUAGUUACUUCAGAAACAUCCUGAUUGUAGAUGGUUCCAACAAUCUAAGAGCUCCUAAAGAUGUUGGCACUUUCACUGAGCAAUCCAAUUGCUAUGAUGUUCAAAUUGGGAAUAAUGGUGAUUGGGGCAACUACUUUUACUAUGGUGGUCCUGGUAGAAACCCUAAUUGUCCAUGACCAAAGUGAAAUAAAAAAAAUAAAGUUGCUCUCUUUCUUAUUCCAUUUGUGUGAACAUUCAAGGUGUCCAAUUGACCACCUGUAUGUUGAUUUGUUUACUUCACUAUUGUACACCCUUUGUUUAGGCUAGGCUAGUAUACCAUAAAUAGUAACAACAUUUGCAUUUUAGUAUCAUCUGAUAUGGUAAUUUACAUGACACUAUCACAUUACUUGAUGAGCUUUAUUUCUUAUGUAUA
This is a messenger RNA of Camellia sinensis, 590 nucleotides long. The record is from RefSeq and is a predicted model, not a curated record. Lineage: Eukaryota; Viridiplantae; Streptophyta; Magnoliopsida; Ericales; Theaceae.